This is a messenger RNA of Eremomyces bilateralis CBS 781.70, 888 nucleotides long. RefSeq names its product Brix-domain-containing protein. Gene Ontology annotation, molecular function: rRNA primary transcript binding; snoRNA binding. The transcript is spliced from 2 exons. Gene Ontology annotation, biological process: rRNA processing. Gene Ontology annotation, cellular component: small-subunit processome; Mpp10 complex; nucleolus. The record is from RefSeq and is a predicted model, not a curated record. The coding region runs from base 1 to 888 and encodes 295 amino acids. Lineage: Eukaryota; Fungi; Ascomycota; Dothideomycetes; Eremomycetales; Eremomycetaceae.
AUGAUUCGCAGACAAGCUCGAGAACGGCGGGAUUACCUCUAUCGACGGGCCCUCGUUCUGCGCGACGCCGAGGUAGCAGACAAACGGUCGAAACUUAAGGCUUCCAUAGCAUCUGGGAAACCCCUCGAUCAGACGAUACUGAACGACAAGACUCUACGCGCCGAUUAUGCAUACGAUGAGACGAGAGCGGAGCGCACUGCCGACGAUGAGCUCGCCUUGGAUGACGAGUAUGCCCAACUGAGUGGCAUAGUUGACCCACGCGUCUUGGUUACAACCAGUCGAGAUCCAAGCAGCCGGCUUAGCACGUUUGCGAAAGAGGUUCGACUUUUACUACCGACAUCCAUCCGACUCAAUCGAGGUAACCUGGUGUUGCCAAACCUUGUGAGCAGCGCCAACGCCGCUGGCUUGAGCGACGUAAUCCUUCUCCACGAACAUCGAGGCACGCCAACGGCACUCACGAUCAGCCACUUCCCCCAUGGUCCGACAGCGAGCUUCAGUUUGCACAAUGUGGUUCUCCGAGCAGAUAUUCCAAACAGCGCGGCCGGGACGGUCAGCGAAAGCUAUCCGCACCUGAUCUUCGAAGGGUUCACUACAAGGCUUGGCCAGCGCAUUGUUCAAAUUUUGAAGCACCUCUUUCCUCCACGGGAGGGCGCUAGCAAAGUCGGCAACCGAGUCGUGACGUUCAAGAAUGUUGAAGACAGCGUUGAGGUGCGGCAUCAUGUCUUCGUCAAAACCGGCUACAUGAAUGUCGAACUGGCGGAAGUUGGACCACGGAUGACCAUGCGACUGUUCGAGAUCCGAGGAGGCACGCUGGAGAACAAGGAUGGCGACGUCGAAUGGCAUUUGAACCAGUUCACCCGGACGAGCCGCAAGAAGGACUAUCUAUGA